GUGAAUUGGACGCCAUACUCGCUAGCCAGCGAAUAAAAGAAGAGACACAGCAAAAGUUGAGUCCAAUUUUGAUGACCUUCAAGUAACAGGAAGACAAACGAAUACUCCUAUAUCUCGCAGCAUGUAAUCACGGUCGAAAUUUUUUGCUAAGUAGUGAAAAAGAAUUAGGAACAAGCAAAAUAUUCGAUUGAUUUCCGACGCCAGCUGAAGCACAUUACUGCGCAUGUUUCACUAUGUUAUGCUCCAAUCUCCACUCAUCUUUCAAUAUGGCGACUGCGAUCAACAGUUUAUUCGUUGAUUAUAUUAGCUGGUAAAACGCUUUUCUGGUUGACAUUGAAAUGAUUUAUUGGACAAAACUUCAUUGUUAUGAAAUUGUUUCCUAGAUGCAACGUGGAACGACGCAAUUUCAAGUUUAAUACAUGUAGUAUGAACUGAUUCAUAGUUUGUGGGAUCUAUCAAUUAUAGAUUGUUGAAACUGAGUUUGUUGAACAAGUUUUAAGGAAUAUGCCAGCCCUGAUCGCUUUUAAACGCCGGUGGCGCAUUGGUAGCGAUGAUCUGUUUUUCCCAGCAGCGGUAGGAGUUAUAGUCAGAGUAUUAUGGUUGGCUGUGAUAUCCAUGAUCUAUGGCUUUGAAAAUGAUGAGAUCAAAUAUUGUAAUGCUUGGCUGGAGUUACGGUUGUUUUUCAUUGGAGUAAUUGUUUUGACGAGUCUGAUAAUUCUGAAUGAAAUUGCCAUCAUCUACAUCAGCAUGCAGGGAACCUUGUCUGAUGCACGACCUCGGCACCACAUGCCAAUAUUUCUGUAUAUCCAACUUGCGCUGUAUUUGCCAGAACUUUUGUGGACUAUCCUUGGUACUUACUGGGCAGUUAAUAGCAGCUCUGACUGUGAGGUAAGCUUGACAAUUGCUGUCUGGGUUUCGGUGGCUCUGGAGUGGUCCAUCUUGUUGGCUGUUUUCAUUGGUGUUUUGGUACUGUUUGAUCCGUUGGGCCAUGUUGACAACGAUCCUUUUGGAAGAGAGUUUUCAUCUACUAUGCAAGAAUCAGCAAAGGAGCUUUGGGAGAAAAGAUGCCGUUGGCUGUGUUGCUUUUUCACUGGUAGAGAUGAUCAGUACCUGAGUGCAGUGUCUGACAUUGCUGAUAUAUUGGCAUCUGAACUUCAUGAUGUAGAUUUGGUACCUUCUGAUAUUGCUGUUGGUCUCAUUCUUCUUCAAGAUGAACAAGAACGAGAACAAGCAGAAAGGAGGACAAAAGGAGAGGUGAGGAAUACUGAGGCUGCAGUUAAUAAUGGUAUUUACGAGGUGCCAUUUUAUGUAGCAGUGGAUCAUGAUCACCAGGCAGUUGUGGUGUCCAUUCGUGGCUCUCUCUCGAUGCAGGAUGCGUUGACUGACCUAACAGGGCAGCAAGAAGAAUUGAACAUUGAAGGAGUGGAGACUUGCCACGCGCAUAAGGGGAUUCUCCGAUGUGCACGUUAUGUAAAGUCAGUCCUGGAGAAAAGAGAACUCCUUCAGAGUGCUUUCUCAAGAGCUGGCGAGAAUUAUCGUCUAGUGAUCGUGGGUCAUUCACUGGGUGCUGGGACGGCAUCGUUGUUAUCAGUCCUUCUCAAACCAGCUUAUCCUGACCUGAUUUGCUUUGCCUACUCCAAUCCUAGUGUGCUUAGUGCUCCGGCCACGCCAUACUGUGAAGAUUUUAUCGUAUCCGUUGUUCUUGGCAAGGAUGCCGUUCCCAGGAUGGGAGUUAAAAGUGGUGACGAAUUACGACAAGAUCUCGUGUCAAUUAUCAGGAGAUGUUCUGUGCCGAAGGUUGGAGCUGAAAUUGUUUUUCUCUGUUCCUCCACUCUAGAGAAACACGUUUCAAGGUGGCUCAAAACAGUUUCCAACACUUAGAUUUUGAUGAGUCAUUAUAACUAUUCUUUAUCACUUGAUGCUACAGUCAUGGUAUCAACACACUGCCCAAUCAUUGGUGAACACGCAACUUUUGGCCAAGGUUAAAAACUUCUGUACAUAGAGUUCAGAGCCACCUUAAAUUUUCAAAACUUUAAGGUGGCUCUGAACCCUAUGUACCGAUUUUUUUAAAACUUUGGUAGAAGUUGCGUCUUAUCUUACUUACUAAAAUUUGAUAUUAUAAAAAAUUCUCACCGUGCCGUUUUUGAAUUAUAAGCCCCUAAAGCUAUAAUUAAGGGUGUUAUUAACAGGCCAUACUGUUGCUACGGUAACCUAUUGUGUCACGAAAAUGAUAAAAACGUGUUCACCAAUGA
Messenger RNA from Orbicella faveolata, 2252 nucleotides. RefSeq names its product diacylglycerol lipase-beta-like. Gene Ontology annotation, molecular function: lipase activity. The record is from RefSeq and is a predicted model, not a curated record. Gene Ontology annotation, biological process: diacylglycerol catabolic process; arachidonate metabolic process. Lineage: Eukaryota; Metazoa; Cnidaria; Anthozoa; Scleractinia; Merulinidae.